Molecule: messenger RNA, 2061 nt
Organism: Orycteropus afer afer
Lineage: Eukaryota; Metazoa; Chordata; Mammalia; Tubulidentata; Orycteropodidae
Source: RefSeq, a predicted model, not a curated record
GUGAUGGAUCUGGCUUAUGUCUGUGAGUGGGAGAAAUGGCCCAAGAAUACCUACUGCCCGUCAGUGCCCCUGGCCUGCGCCUGGUCCUGCCGCAACCUCAUUGCCUUCACCACAGACCUCCGGAAUGACGAUCAAGACCUGACCCGCAUGAUCCACAUCCUGGACACGGAGCACCCCUGGGAUGUGCACUCCAUCGACUCGGAGCAUGGAGAGGCCAUCACCUGCCUGGAGUGGGACCAGUCAGGCUCCCGGCUCCUCUCGGCUGAUGCUGAUGGGCGGAUCAAGUGCUGGAGCAUGGCGGACCACCUGGCCAAUAGCUGGGAGAGCCCAGUGGGCAGCCUGGUGGAGGGGGACCCCAUCGUGGCCCUGUCCUGGCUGCACAAUGGAGUGAAGCUGGCCUUGCACGUAGAAAAAGUGCUGCUGUGCGCUUCCAGCCAGACCAAUAGCCUCGUGGAGUGCUGGUCCCUGCGGAAGGAAGGCCUCCCAGUGAACAACAUUUUCCAGCAGAUCUCGCCCGUGGUCGGCGACAAGCAGCCCAUGAUCCUCAAGUGGCGGAUCCUGUCGGCGACCAACGACCUGGACCGCGUGUCAGCCGUGGCGCUGCCCAAGCUGCCCAUCUCACUCACCAACACUGACCUCACCGUGGCCAGCGACACUCAGUUCUACCCUGGCCUUGGGCUGGCCCUAGCCUUCCACGACGGCAGUGUCCACAUCGUGCACCGCCUCUCCCUGCAGACCAUGGCCGUCUUCUAUAGCUCCACGGCCCCACGGCCUGUGGAUGAGCCAGCCAUCAAGCGUCCGCGGACCAUGGGCCCCGCCGUGCACUUCAAGGCCAUGCAGCUCUCCUGGACCUCCCUGGCCCUUGUGGGCAUCGACAACUACGGGAAGCUGAACAUGCUGCGCAUCUCGCCCUCCAUGGGCCACACGCUGGACAUGACCCUGGCCCUGCGUCACCUGCUCUUCCUGCUGGAGUACUGCAUGGUGACCGGCUACGACUGGUGGGACAUCCUGCUGCACGUGCAGCCUGGCAUGGUGCAGAGCCUGGUAGAGAAGCUGCACGAGGAGUACACGCGCCAGAACGCCUCGCUGCAGCAGGUGCUGUCCACGCGGAUCCUGGCCAUGAAGGCCUCGCUCUGCAAGCUCUCGCCCUGCACGGUGACGCGCGUGUGCGACUACCACGCCAAGCUCUUCCUCAUCGCCAUCAGCUCCACGCUCAGGUCACUGCUGCGCCCCCACUUCCUCAACACGCCAGACAAGAGCCCUGGUGACCGGCUGACUGAGAUCUGCUCCAAGAUCACUGAUGUUGACAUUGACAAGGUGAUGAUCAACCUGAAGACAGAGGAGUUUGUCCUGGACAUGAACACGCUUCAGGCGCUGCAGCAGCUCCUGCAGUGGGUGGGCGACUUCGUCCUCUACCUGCUGGCCAGCCUGCCCAACCAGGGCGCCCCGCUGCGGCCCGGCCACAGCUUCCUGCGGGACGGCAGCUCACUGGGCAUUCUGCGGGAGCUCAUGGUCGUCAUUCGUAUCUGGGGCCUGCUGAAGCCCAGCUGCCUGCCCGUGUACACGGCCACCUCAGACACCCAGGACAGCAUGUCCCUGCUCUUCCGCCUGCUCACCAAGCUCUGGAUCUGCUGCCGUGACGAGGGUCCCAGCAGUGAGCCGGAUGAGGCGCUCGUGGACGAGUGCUGCCUGCUGCCCAGCCAGCUGCUCAUCCCCAGCCUGGACUGGCUGCCGGUCAGCGACGGCCUCAUCAGCCGCCUGCAGCCCAAGCAGCCCCUGUGGCUGCACUUCGGCCGGGCGCCCACCCUGCCGGGCAGCACUGCCGCCUCGCAGCUCGACGCUGUCGCCAGGGCACCAGGCCAGCCCAAGAUUGACCACCUCCGCAGGCUGCACCUGGGGGCCUACCCCACCGAGGAGUGCAAGGCCUGCACCAGGUGUGGCUGUGUGACCAUGCUCAAGUCGCCCAAUAAGACGACGGCGGUGAAGCAGUGGGAGCAACGCUGGAUCAAGAACUGCCUGUGUGGGGGGCUCUGGAGACGCAUGCGGCUCAGCCAGCCCUGA